Molecule: messenger RNA, 2182 nt
Organism: Polistes canadensis
Lineage: Eukaryota; Metazoa; Arthropoda; Insecta; Hymenoptera; Vespidae
Gene: Hey
Product: hairy/enhancer-of-split related with YRPW motif protein-like
Exons: 3
Coding region: 911-2167 (418 amino acids)
Biological process (GO): regulation of transcription by RNA polymerase II; anterior/posterior pattern specification; regulation of neurogenesis
Cellular component (GO): nucleus
Molecular function (GO): DNA-binding transcription factor activity, RNA polymerase II-specific; RNA polymerase II cis-regulatory region sequence-specific DNA binding; protein dimerization activity
Source: RefSeq, a predicted model, not a curated record
ACAGGGCACGCGGCUCGUGUGCCGUCCCUGGGUCCUCCCGCACACGACAUACGUCCGCCGCCACGCGACUGAUGCACACGCGUGCGGGAGCUAGCUAGUACUGGACAGCAACAGCAGCAGCAGCAUCAGCACCAUCAGGAGAAGAAGUAACAUAACCGGCAACACGCAUAUUGUACUAUAUUCCUUCUAUAUUCCUUCGCGACAACGGGAAUAUAGUGCAUCCGCGAAGAAGUUCCUCGCGGUUGCACCAACUUAACACCCAAAUCCUGACACGCGACCUCAGGAAGCUGUGCCACGUGUGAACCUGAUGAUAAACAAGUGCUGCAUUAGAAGUGUUUUUUUGAUCGUUGUUAAUCGUUUAAAACCUUGUCUCGUACAAUUUUCCAUCGUUUUAUAAUCAUUUUUUUUUUUAUUUUAUUUUAUUGAUUUAUCAAUUAUUAAAAUAGUGUGACAUUUUAUAUAAGUGUGAUAUCAUCGGUAUUAUUGUCGAGCAUGUCGAUCGAAAUAAAUCGAAACACGGUGUAUUACGGUGGUGAAUUAUUAAUGAAGAAUUAAAUCCCGUUUAUAAGCUCUACGUUUCGAUUUACAACAACGAUUGGUUAUCAAGGACAAGGUUUAACGAUCGGUGCACCCUUUGUUUGGUACCGCAAUGCGACUAGUAUGACACUUGAUCCGUUUAACAGAAGCAUCGUUAUGGGAUCGAUAUUAUUCUAUAACAGAUAACACCUACUAGCCUGGAAAAGUUAACUUUUCUGAUAAUUGCGGAAACACUUCACUUGCCACUGUUUGAACUUUUAACGAAAACAACUGCCAUUUAAGUCUUCCAAUUUUCUAUAGACAUUAUUGUUUCUUGAUUAUCUUCGAUACAAAUUUGUCAUAAAUAGUUGUUAACAAAAAACAUCGUGAGAAAAUGUGGCGAGUAGUAGUAGCAUGCUCAGACGAGAACAGUACGCUCUUGUCAUCGGACAUUACUUCUGGUGCAGUACCACCAACGCAUUUACCGUCAGGUCAUCAUUGGGGUUAUCCACCACCACCUCAUCACCAUUACCAACCGCAACAUCCUGACAUGCGUCAUCAUCACGAUAUGAGACCACCACCUCCUGACCUUCGUCAUGCACCACCACCACCACCACCACCACCGCCACCAUCUUCAAACAUCAACGAUAUCAGGAAUCACGAAAUGCAAAGACCUGAUCUUAGGCAUCAAGAAAUGCAAAGACAUCCGGAAGCACAAAGACAUCAUGAUAUGCAUAGAUCGGAGAUUGUCAGGCAUCAAGAUAUCCGACACAAUGAUGUCAGGCAUCAGGACAUGUCUGGUAUGAGACCUGAUAUUACUGAAAUGAGAUCUAAUCACGAAUAUUCUGAUAUGAAAAUGGAUGAAAUGAGAUCUCAAGAUGCUAACCAACAACAGCAACAACAACAGCAGCAACAACAGCAACAACAAAAUCAAGCCCAUCAACAAAGGAAUCUUAAAAGAGCUAUGAGCGACUCGGAUUGCGAUGACGUUUUUUCCGAAGAAAGUGGCAAAGAACCAUGCAACUCACCCGGAGGUGAUUCUUGUCAGCACGCAUCACGAAAACGUAGGAGAGGGAUGAUAGAAAAGAAACGUCGCGACAGAAUAAACGCAUCCCUCGGAGAACUGCGAAGAUUGGUGCCUGCAGCAGCUCGAGACCCUCACAGUGCGAAAUUGGAAAAGGCUGAAAUACUUCAGCUUACCGUUGAACAUUUGCGUACUCUUAGAAACAAGGGACCUGACGGAUACGACAGUACAAAGUUAGCUAUGGAUUAUCAUGCUGUUGGUUGGAGCGAAUGUGCCGCUGAAGUUGGACGUUAUCUCGUCACCAUGGAAGGUUUAGAUGAAAGGGAUCCAUUAAGGUUACGACUCCUUUCACAUCUUCAAAGUUUUCAUCGAGAACAUCCUGCCGGACCGCCAUCUUCAACCGGUGUCCCUGGUUCUGCUGUACCUUCGGCAACAACAUUAACGUCAACCUCAACAGCUAGCAACUAUGAACCACCUAGUAGUGUACCCACUGGUAUGCCACCAGGAACUGGUACUAUGCCACCACUUAUUGGUGGUGGUGCAUUAGGUUGGAGCCAAUAUCCUACGCAAUACGCACAACAACAAGGCAAACCUUACAGACCAUGGGGUGCUGAACUUGCCUAUUGAGGAUAUGAUUAUUUA